Messenger RNA from Jatropha curcas, 657 nucleotides. The record is from RefSeq and is a predicted model, not a curated record. Lineage: Eukaryota; Viridiplantae; Streptophyta; Magnoliopsida; Malpighiales; Euphorbiaceae.
AUGGUAUUAAAAACGUCCGGAAAUAUCGCAGAGGUAUGCGCGGAACAGGUCCCCCGGAAUAAUUGUUUUGGAGGUCCAGGAACUCCAAAAGGCCCAUCGGAAGCGAGGCACGGUGUCCACCACCGCCACGGCGGCGACGGUUGGCGCCUGCCGUCGGCCAGGGCGGACAGCAGCCGCCAGCCUGGGCGGCCCUGCCGCCCCACUUCCUUGGGCAGGCUUCCGCCCAGCGCGGGCGGGCCUGUCGCCCCGCGCGGGCUGGGUCUGCCGCGCGCGCAGGGCGAGGCCCUGCGACCAGACGCGGCUGGCGGGCACUGUCAACGCCCUCGGCGCGUGGGGGUCCUGUCCGCGAAUUACAUGCACGCGGCCGGUGAUAAGUUUCGCUGCCGCCCCAGCACGCGCGGGGCCUUGUCCGCCGCGCGAGAGCGGGCUGGCCCCCACGCCCCUGGGUGGCACCUGCCGCCCAGCUUGGGCGACACUGCCGCCCAGACAGGCCGGGCCUCCGCCCCAAGCCGACAGGGCGCGCAGUUGCCGCCCUCUGUCACCGGGGCACCUGCCGCCGACCAGGCGGGACCUUGCCUGCCCAGACCCCCUGGGCGGUCAGUCUGCCGCCCUCCCACGGCACCUGCCGCCCGGCGACCCGAAAUGGCCUAUAAAUAG